GCCGUGCGUAUGAGCGACUGCGUGUGUACAUGAACAAACGUACAUACAAUCGAUUCGGUGCUCGGUUUCCAUUGCGACCCAUCACGCAUCUCACUCCGCCUGUAUGAUCCUUUUCUCACACAAAUCUGACAGGCCCGACUCACUCAUGCCCAAUAACCCAGCCAAGAUCUCCUUCGUGUGCUCGCCCAACCGCGGACCGGCCCAGUUUGUCUGCCCAGGGGUCUUCGUGAGCUUGGGGGGGAUGGCGGGGAUCUUCAGGGGCUCUUGCGUCGGCCCCGUGUGGACCUGCUCGAACAUGCCCCUUGCGAUGUAGUGCGGGUCGGAACACAUGUCACGCACCUGCCGAGCAACCCCCCACACAUCCAUGAGGGCCGUGGACGAAUGUGUUGUCGUGAGUCUCUAGACCGACCGAGUAGAUGGUUCCGACCGGCACACUGACCAAUCCAGCCUCGAGUAUCUGCUGCACCUCAUGAGACGCUAGUGUUGACGUCCACGCGGCGAUGGCGCCGUCCACCUCCUGCAUGGAACCAUGGCGGAAGGACAGGCAGACGAGCAGCAAAUGAAUGCAUGUACUGCCUGCAAGCACCACUGCGCACCUCCUGGUGUGUGACGCGUCCCUCGUUGGAAGCCAGUCGGGGAUCAUCAGCAAGGUCGUGUCGACCGGCGGCAACCAUCAGCCGCUUGAAGAGGGAAUCACUGAUAAGCAACACAAGUCACACAUACAGAGACAUCCGUAGACACCUGCGCCAACGCACCGUUGUACCCGUUCGCUCCGAUGACAACCCAGUGUCCGUCCUUGCAGGGGUAGGUGCCUGUCGGCACUAUACCUGCACACACCACAGAUGCACGCUCAUGCGUCAUUCAUGCACUCACAUGCGCAUCAUGCUGCUGCUGCUGCUGUGUCGGAGGCCAGCUAACCCACCCACCUGUGACGGUUGUCCCUGCCGGCUCUCUGACCUCCCCCAGCCGGUCAUAUUCGGGUACACACGCUUCCAUCAAGCCGAAAACCGAUUCAUAGAUCGCACAGUCGACGUCCUGACCCUCACCCACGCCACCAGUUGCCGACGCCUUCUGCCGGCUCAGCAAGGCUAGCAGCACCCCUAGAGCCGCGUUCUGUGCCGCUAAGGUGUCACCGAUAGACAGGUUCGGCCGAAUCGGGGGCCCGCCAGGCAUGCCAUUCACGUAUCUAAAGCCCCCGAACGCCUCGCACACUGAUGCGAAUCCGGGCUUGCUGCGAUAGGGCCCCGUCUGUCCAUAGCCACUGAUGCGAGCGACGAUGAGAGAUGGGUGGCUCUCCCGCAGGGUCGUCGGGCUCAUAUGCCAUUUCUCCAAGCUGCAUCGAAUCAAUGGAAUCAAUGCAAACAAGCUGGCAUGAACAUCCGUCCCUCGAUUCAUCAGCACUACCUGGCACCCUACGUGCCAGGUUUGAAGUUCUCCACGAGUACGUCGCACUUGGCGACCAGCUGACGAAUGAUAUCGCGGCCUUCGUCUUGGCGGAGGUCGACGGCUAAGGAUUUCUUGUUGCGUGCGAUAGAGUACCACCACAACGACGUCCCUGGAGGAAGAGUGACAGACAAGCCGUGUGCCCCUGAGGCUCCGCCCCUCUUCCCUCAGGUCCUACCCGUUUCAUCCAGCUUCCGCCAUUUCCUACACAGAUUCAGCCAUCCAUCCAUCGCCCCCAUCUAUGCAUCACUCUCCGCCGCACACCUGAUGCCAUCUCCCAGCCCUGGUGGCUCGACUUUGAUGACGUCGGCACCCCAAUACGCCAACAGAGCACCUGUCCACCCUCCUGAAAAGCAAACGAAGGACGAACGAAACCAAAAGCACAUGAUUCCAUUGCAGAAGUCAGUACGACGAUGCAAUUGCGACGAUUCAUUGCACAGCCUCUCCCUCCACAUACCUGCAAUGAACUGGCUCAGCUCCAGCACCUGGUUCAGUUCGAGAACACACAGAUCAACAAAGAGGGAAGCAUGAUGAGUCGAAAGGCGCUUACUCUGAUUCCCGAAAGCGGCCUCUUGGCGGACAUCCUUCGCAAGAAGACGUGAACGCGCACGCAGUGCGUUGGAGGCAAACCAAAGGAUGAGAUCUAUAUAGAUCACAUGAUCC
This is a messenger RNA of Vitrella brassicaformis, 2106 nucleotides long. The record is from the annotation of a GenBank genome assembly. Lineage: Eukaryota; Vitrellaceae.